AUGGACUCUAUUGCUCUUCAAUUACAUGUCCAUAAAGAAGCAGAUAAUGAUAAAAGAUUGAGCAAUAUUUCAAAGUCUGUCGUAAACAUGGUGGCAUGCUCUAACUGGAAAAAAGUUAUAAAGGUGUUGUAUGGAGAAGUGGAUUCUGCUGACAAAGUGCACCAGCUCGACCAUGUGCAUGGGUUCAAGUAUCUUUCUGAUUAUAACAGGACUGAAAUACAGGAACGACUUGAAACUUAUUAUAAAUUUAUGUUCGUUCGAAAUCCCGUAGAACGCGCGCUGUCCGUGUAUAGGAACAAAUUCAAUGAAAUUGAAGCGUUUCAUAAACUUUAUGGAAGCAAAAUCUCCAGCAUGUAUCAUCAACCAGAACAAUACCGUGGAAAAUUUCCUGGUGAUGAUGUUACGUUUGUUGAUUUUUUAAAAUAUAUUUCAACUGGUAUUGAUGAAACUGAUAUGAAUGAACAUUGGAUGCCAAUGUCCACGUUAUGUCAGCCUUGUGCAAUUUCCUAUGAUUUUAUUGGAACAUAUAACAACAUAGAAGAAGAGGCAGAGAUUGUUCUUCGAGCAAUAAACGCCCCAAAAAAUCUUCAUUUUCCUCACCGUCAGCCUUGGUACAAGCCUACCUCACAUAACUACAUUCAGCAUUACUUCUCGUUGAUACAACCUUCACUAUUCCGACAAUUUGUUGAGAAAUACAUAACUGAUUUCAAAAUGUUCUCAUAUCCCUUGCCAAGCAACCUGACAUCAGUUAUUAACCAUACAGUUUCCAAAAGCCAUUACUGA
Molecule: messenger RNA, 783 nt
Organism: Ciona intestinalis (vase tunicate)
Lineage: Eukaryota; Metazoa; Chordata; Ascidiacea; Phlebobranchia; Cionidae
Source: RefSeq, a predicted model, not a curated record